AUGUCCAGCAUGGCGCCUAUCAGCUACAGCUUCAACCGCUACCCCAACAACAACGGCAACAGCAACAGCACCAGCAACAACAACAACAACAACAACAACAACAACAACAACAACCGCGCCCCUGAACUCUCAGAGACCAACGAAGACGAACCAGCCUGCGAAUUCACAAACCCCUGCACCACAACCUCCUCCCCCACCAAAAAUCCCACCUUCAAAAACGGUACCGGCAAACACCCCCGAAAAGUAAUCUCGCACAUCUUCGGGCGCAACAAAGUCGUCACAAAGCUCGUCCCCGUUUCCAUAUGGGUGCACUACUGCCGCAAACACUACCAGCGCGCGCGCUACAGGUCUACCCAGUGGCCAUUUACGCAGGCGGAGUUGUUGCUGGAUUCGCUUGGAAGGAUGGAGAGGUGGGGUGGGGUGAAGGGGUUUGAGAUGGUGUUGAGGAGGAGGGAGGUUGAGAGGGUUGAUGGUGUUGAUUAUGGGAGUGGAGGGGGGUGUGUUGGGACUAGGAAGAGUGCGAGGGUUAGUGCUGCGAAAGAUCAGGAACAGGAUGGUGGAGAGGAUAACGACGGCGACGACACUGUGUCGGCGUCUGGAUCUUCCAACGACCACGACCACGACGAAGAUAAUCCCUCCUCCUCCGACCAUAGCCCCCGCCGCCGCAGUACCUCUUCCAAAACCAAGAACAAAGCCAAAGGCCGCCGCAAGAAACCCAACAUCGAGCCCGCCCCCGUCCCCGACUGGUUGCGUCAAGAAGUCGGCCCCAACAAAUCCUUCGAAGACAUCCGUGGCAUCAUCAGCCGCUUGUUGGAGUACUUGGCUGUUCUGCGGGCGGAGGGGAGGAAGGAGAAGAUACGGUUCCCGGAUAUUGAGAUUCUGCCGGAGUUUCAGGGGUGGGUGUUUGAGAUGGAGAGGGUGAGGGUGAGGGAGAGGGAGAAGAGGGCUAGGGAUGCUGCUGCUGGUGGACGGAAGGGGAAGAAGGGUGCGAAGAGGGUUAGUGGACGGGGUGCUGUGCAAAAGGUUUAG
Molecule: messenger RNA, 1029 nt
Organism: Aspergillus glaucus CBS 516.65
Lineage: Eukaryota; Fungi; Ascomycota; Eurotiomycetes; Eurotiales; Aspergillaceae
Product: putative pathogenicity factor
Exons: 1
Coding region: 1-1029 (342 amino acids)
Source: RefSeq, a predicted model, not a curated record